UGAACUCACAUUCUAUAAGCCCUCGAAAUGUACAAGUACGCAACUUGCAUUUUAUCCAUUUUCGCAUUAUGGAACUUUUGGGUCGCCAGUGCUAAAAAGCAGGAUAGUUCCACAGGAACAAAUGAAUUGCCAAAAGAACCAGUGCCGUAUUAUACAAUCGAGAAUAUUGAAAACCACCAGCAACACUGGUUUACCUACAAUUCGCUAAGACAAAAUGGAACUUUGUGGAGACUUGGCAACAUGGAGCAACGCUUAGCAAUGCGAAUGCAUGCCUUUCAGAGCCAGAUGGACACUCUACUUCGGUCUCUAAGGCAACAAUUUGAACCCUACGUGGAAAACAUUAGAAUGUCCAACAAGAUCAAGAUGUCAGUGUUCAAGAAGAUUGGCUCCAGGCACUUUUACUUCGAACAGCAAAAGAAGAUGAGCUGGGAUAGCGCAUACGACACGUGUCGUCAAAUGGGUGGUCACCUGGCGAAUAUUCUCGAUGAGAAGGAGCUGAAUGAAAUCUUCACAGAGCAAAAAAAGAACUACUGGGUGGACAUCAACAGCCGUCCCAGCGAUGGGGGGUCCUGGACUUCAACACUAUCCGGAAGGGAUGCUACAUUUCUGAAAUGGAAGCCAAAUCUGCCCGAAAAUAUACAUCGUCAUUGCGUUUAUGUAAAUGCUAAUGAAAUGUACUUUGAAAAUUGUGGCAAUGAUCACUAUUACGCUUGCCAAGCCGAGCAAUGGGCCUGAAUAUA
Drosophila sechellia is the source of this 740-nucleotide messenger RNA. RefSeq names its product C-type lectin domain-containing protein 29Ca (gene lectin-29Ca). The transcript has a single exon. The record is from RefSeq and is a predicted model, not a curated record. Lineage: Eukaryota; Metazoa; Arthropoda; Insecta; Diptera; Drosophilidae. Bases 28 to 735 code for a protein of 235 amino acids.